Ctenopharyngodon idella (grass carp) is the source of this 4244-nucleotide messenger RNA. It is a transcript of the gene amh, whose product is annotated as anti-Mullerian hormone. Bases 2231 to 3898 code for a protein of 555 amino acids. The transcript has 7 exons. The record is from RefSeq and is a predicted model, not a curated record. Gene Ontology annotation, molecular function: growth factor activity. Gene Ontology annotation, biological process: gonad development. Lineage: Eukaryota; Metazoa; Chordata; Actinopteri; Cypriniformes; Xenocyprididae.
UCGAGACUGCUUUGGUACUGACAAUUUUAGAUCCGUUUGAGCCUAGCUCAGAGAUGCUAAUCAGCACAUGGUUACCUAGCACAGUUGUAGGGGAGAGCGGGGCACAACCUAACGCUUUUUGACUUUCUCAGUUUGUGUAAAUGUACUUAGGGUUCAGUUAGGGUUCAGUGGCUUUGUUUAAUUAAUACAGUGUAUAAUUUUUUCUUUAUUUACCCCGAAAGAAGGGAAGUGAAAUGUGACAACAUGCCCCAUAGGUGGGGCACAUUGUAACAUGACCAUAUGACAGCUAAAAAUGUUAUCUGAUUUAAUUAAAAAAAAUAUACAUGACAAACAAAAAUAUUUUGUCAAUAAAAGACUAUUAUUUAUUUCAUAUAAAAUAAUAGCAUUUUUUUUUUUUUUUUUUUUUUUUUAGAAAUUUAAAUAAUUUUGUAGUUUGACAUUGAACACUCUGUAAACCACAGCUAUACAGCAUAAGUCAAAACAAUACAUGCAAACAGAUGAAGAAACAUAUUCAGAAAAACACAGAGCUGAACAAAACACUCCCCAUCCUCCACUCAAGGCUCUCACAGAACACAAGAUAAAUAGACGAGCCAGUACAAAUGCUGAACAUUUCUCGACAUAAUAUUUUCUGAAUGUUCAGGUUCUUCCUCUCAGUCUUUAUUCAUCUUUUUUUCCCAUGGUUUCUCACCAGAAAUUCAUAAUUUAUUAUGCCAGUUGUAUCGUAACUAUAUAAUAACAUAGUUCUAAUAGCGGGACACAUUGUAACGCAGUGUUACAGCGAACCCUAUCUGCGCAACUGGAAUUUAAACCUGGUUAGUGUCUUCUGAUAGUUAGUGAAGCAUUAAAGAACUACCCAAACUGCUAAACAACAGAUAGGAGAUUAAAAUAAUAUCAGAUUUGUCUCAUUUUAAAUAAACACAAAAAAUAUAAAUGAAAAAUUAGCUUAAGUAAGAAAUUUACUUUUGCUAUUGUUAAAUAAAUGUUCAGUGAUCUUCAGUGAUCAGAGAAUCUUCCAAAGAUUUCUGAAUUUUGGUGCAAUUUUUUUCUAUAUAUUGUCGAUAUGGCAACUAGUAAAUAAGCUAAGUUUCUUCAUGCUAGCGUGUGUGGAAGUAUUUAAACCAUGUGUGUUACAACUAACCCCACGUUAGUUUGUGCCCCGUGCUCCCCUACACAUAAAAACUAAAUUUUAUGGAGUAACACCCAAAAAAGUUUGCUUAAUUGCAGAAAAAGGUGUUUGGUAGUGACGUUCCUUAAAGUUACAUGCAGAUUUUCAGACUUUUGAACACAUUUAUCUCACAAUGAUGGUACCUAUCUACUAUGAAAGAGAGGCUAUGAGAGGGAAGGACACAGGAAUAUUUCCUGAUCAAAAAUGUAGGGGUGUGGUUAAAAUCAGUCUCAGCUUCAGACUAAAACUUACAAAAAAAAUUUAGGGGUUAGGGUUUGGGACAGCCACCUCCCAAUUGAAAGUACCCAAUAAAUUAUGAUUUUAUAUAUUAAGCUUACUGAUAUUUUAAAUAUUAUUGUGGGAUAGAUAAUGAACAAUCUUUGUAAACAUCUAAACAUCUAAGGACAGCAGUUUGCACCAAUUCUGUAGGAUGGCCUAUAUAGGGAAAUAUAGGAGCACUGGGAAAUGGUACAAGUAGUGGUAGUGCAUAUGCUUGUGAAACAAUCCAUGAAUAUAGUGCCCAGCGAGGCACUCUGAUUUCUUCAGAAGGACAAUGUUAGCAAUAAGAGCAAGCAAUUUUAUCUUUUAAGUCAAGUGUGAAUUAAAAUAUAGUUCCUCCAGAUCCGAGACAACUUACAAUGGGGGUAACAAAAAUGUGCGCAAAGAGGACACUCUGGGAAGUCUGUGUCCCUUGGUAAUGAAACCAAGGGACACAGGAAAGGGGUGUACAAAUUUAAGAAUGAACUCCGUUGCAAUUUGCCAACCAGGAGGAUCAAACUGUUCUCCGCUAUUAUAGCUGUGUCUGGGGUCUAUACAGUAUUCCAUUGUCUGGAUGAGUUCCUUCUCAUCUUAUCAAAGACCAAAGGUAUGUGAUGUCCAUUCACUAUCCCUUGAAAUUGACACAUUGACUCGCAUGCUUUGAAUAACUGCAUUACUCCAAGGACACGCUUUCUUGGCAGGCUGGCUGAUCUCAGGAGAGAAGGAGGUGGUGUGUAUAAAACACAUCUCUGCUGCUGACCCAUCCCAAAACAAGUGCUGGAUUUCUCUGUGAUUGAAUCAAAGAAGAUGCUUUUCCAGGCAAGAUUUUGGCUGAUGCUGUUGCUGACUGGGUCAUAUGGUGCCGCAGUGGGACACAAAGAACAGGACAACAGCCCGAAAGUCACUCUGCUAUCAGGAUUGAAUGGAGAUGAGCGAGAAGUCGGAGAUAAGGCACAUGCCAGUGAACAGCUAAUUGGCCCACCUGCCCAGUCAACACAAUCCACCGAAGACGUACCAAGUGAUCAAGAGCAACAAGCCAUAGAUGACUUCCUGUCAUCCCUGAUCAGAGAGAGUGAACUGAGGAGGAUGGAGUUCCAGCGAUUCGGAAUAUGUUCUCCCGGAACACCAGGUUUGCAGGUUUCACGCCUAGUUCAGAGUGUGCAACAAAACCGAAAUGGCCUCAAGGGUAUACAUGCAACAAAAGUAAUUUGGGAUGCUGAGAAAGAGGGAGAGAUGACUUUAACCCUCAAAUUCCCAAGGCAUGCCCAACCGACCAACCCGGCCUCCGUGACACUCCUGUUCAACGUCGAUUCUAUUAAAGGAGACGGUUUGAGAGUGAAAUUCAACAGUCAUUCCAUCCAUCCAAAUACACAGACGGUUUGCAUUUCUGAGGCCACACGUUUCCUGAUCCUUACAGGAGGACAGAGUCAUGCCCAUGUUCACUUUAAGCUGAGUGUAACAGUCAAGACAUGGAAGGAUGAAAACGGACCGAAACCCAGUGUGUCUGAGCUUCAGGAAAUGUUGAUGAGGAAGGUGGAUGGUAGCAGUACAACGAUGAGGCCGAUCUUACUUCUCCUUUCUGAUCGUGAUGAGCAAAGGACACCUUAUUUAAGAUAUCAGGGAAUUCCACUGGAUGAGAGACCCCCAUCCAGAACUUUUCUUUUCCUUUGCGAGCUGCAGAAGUUUUUGAGUGAGGUCCUUCAUCAGAAAGAUGGACCAGCACCUCAGGAUGAUGCAAAUGCAGUCUUUUUGGAUGCACUGCAUUCCCUUCCACCUCUCAGCCUUGGAGUGUCGUCCACAGAGUCCCUCCUAUCAGGACUGGUGAAUUCCUCCACGCCGACUGUAUUUGUCUUCCCCAAGAUGCAGCAAGGCCUGCAGACUCACCGAGUGCAGGUGACCCUAGAUUCUCCUCUGCUGUCUGUGCUCAGAAUGAGACUGGAUGAAGCCAUUGCUCAGGUCAAACAGCAGGAGGCGGGGCAAAAGGUGAUUGACAGGCUCCAGAAACUGAGUGAACUAAGUGCCUUUUCUCCAGAUGAAGAGGACGAUGAAGCAGUCACUAAGGACCACAAAGAGGCCCAGUACCUGUCUGUUUUGCUGCUGAAGGCCCUGCAGACGGUACUCAGUACCUGGGAGGCGGAAAGAGCCCAGAGGGCAGCCAGAGCAGAUGAGGACAGUCCAUCAACACCCACUCAGUGUCGGCUUCAGAGCUUGACCGUGUCCUUGAGGAAGUUCUUUCUUGAGCCCUCUGUGGCCAACAUCAACAAUUGCGAAGGAGUGUGCGGUUUCCCACUGAACCACGCCAACAACCACGCCAUCCUCCUGAACAGCCUUAUCCAGAGCGGCCAACAUGUCAAUCGCUCUCUCUGCUGCGUACCGGUGGACUAUGGCGACCUGUGUGUGAUCGAGCUGGAGAGCGAGGGCACUAACAUCUCCUUCAAGACCAACGUGGUAGCGACCAAGUGCGAAUGUCGCUGACGGCCUCCUUUGCUCUUUGAAAUGCAUUUAUGUAUGCGUGUAUUGCAAUAUAUGAAUAAAAUCUCAUACAUCUGCAUUUAUUUUUUGCCUGAAAAUACACAAAGCUCUCAGUUUUUACAAAAUGUAUGCAAAUAGACCUGGUACAUAUGCAAACGUGCAACAUAAGCUGUAAUUUGAAGUGUAAAUUAGGAGAGAAAAUUUACAUAUUCAAUGAUAUAAAGAAGAAACUUGUGGACCACUUUUAGCUCUAUGAAAUAAUUAGAUGCCCUGUUAACAUAGAUUUGCAUCAGUGCUGAGCUCAUGAAAAAUGUGGCUGUUUGAAUGAAGUAAAUAUUCAUAAAGCUUU